CGCCAUCCUGACAGCGUGUGUGGUAGUCAGCCAGCUUGAGUCGACGAUAAACAUAAUUUGAUUUUAGUGGAGUAUACGUUUUUAUUUUCGUUCAUCCAUGGACAUCCAGAGUGCCAGCUCGGUGGUCCUGCAGACCCUGACCCAGGCCACCAGCCAGGACACGGCCGUGCUGAAGCCUGCCGAGGAGCAGCUGCGUCAGUGGGAGACCCAACCCGGCUUCUACUCGGUGCUGCUGAAUAUCUUCAACAAUCACAAUCUUGACGUCAACGUGAGAUGGCUGGCGGUGCUGUACUUCAAGAAUGGCAUCGAUCGCUACUGGAGGAGAGUGGCACCACAUGCUUUGUCCGAAGAGGAGAAGACGUCCCUCCGUGCCGGCCUCGUCACAAACUUCAACGAACCCGUCAACCAGAUUGCCACCCAGAUUGCGGUGCUGAUUGCCAAGGUGGCGCGUCUGGACUGUCCGCGGCAGUGGCCCGAGCUCAUCCCCAUCCUGCUGGAGUCGGUCAAGGUGCAGGACAGCCUGCAGCAGCACCGCGCCCUGCUCACCUUCUACCACGUUACCAAGACCCUGGCCUCCAAACGCCUCGCCACCGACCGGAGGCUCUUCCAGGACUUGGCUGCUGGCAUUUACAGCUUUGCCUGCUCCUUGUGGAAUCACCACACUGACACCUUCCUGCAGCAGGUCUACGCCGGGGACCAGGGGUCCGCACUCAGCUCCCUGGAGCGAACACUGCUGUCUCUUAAAGUGCUGAGGAAACUGACGGUUCAUGGAUUUAUCGAGCCCCAACAGAACAUGGAGGUGAUGGGCUUUUUGAACUCUGUGUUUGAGAGACUAAAGCAGUUUCUGGAGUGCUGUCGACCAGUUCAGCCAGGAAACGUCUGCAGAGAAAAACUAGAGAAGACCAUCAUUUUAUUCACCAAAGUUCUUUUGGACUUCCUGGAGUCCCACCCUUACCCGUUCAUCCCGCUGAUCCAGCGGUCACUUGAGUUCGCUGUCAGCUACGUUUUCACGGAGAUGGGCGAGGGCGUGGUGUUCGAACGCUUCAUCGUCCAGUGCAUGAACCUCAUCAAGUUGAUCGUCAAGAACGAUGCCUACAAACCUAACAAAAACAUUGAAGACACAAAACCCGAGAGCCUGGAAGCGCACAAGAUCAAGAUGGCCUUCUUCACACAUCCUACACUGACGGAGAUCGGCAGACGGCUGGUGUCCCACUACUUCCUGCUCACCGAGGAGGAGCUGGCCAUGUGGGAGGAAGACCCUGAGAGCUUCGCGGUGGAAGAAACAGGAGGGGACUCCUGGAAGUACAGUUUACGGCCCUGCACUGAGGUGUUGUUCCUGGACAUUUUCCACAACUACAGCCAGACAUUAACCCCUGUGCUCCUGGAGAUGGUGCAGAAUCUGCAGGGCCCCACGAAUGUGGAAGAACCUGUUCAGCUGCUAAUGAAGGAUGCUGUCUACAAUGCAGUGGGGCUGGCAGCCUACGAGCUGUUUGACAGCGUGGAAUUUGAUGUCUGGUUCAAGAACCAGUUACUGGCCGAGCUGCAAGUGAGCCACAACAGGUAUAAACUGAUACGGAGGAGAGUGAUAUGGCUUAUAGGGCAAUGGAUCUCUGUGAAGUUCAAAUCAGACUUGCGGCCGGUGCUGUAUGAAGUAAUUCUCAACCUCAUGCAAGACCCUGAUCUCGUGGUACGGAUUGAAACAGCCACAACUCUCAAGCUGACCGUGGAUGAUUUUGAGUUUCGGACAGAACAGUUCUUACCGUACCUGGAGUCCAUCUUUGGACUGCUCUUCCAGCUGCUCCAGCAGGUCACGGAGUGUGACACCAAGAUGCAGGUCCUGCACGUCAUCUCCUGUGUCAUAGAGCGAGUCCACAUUCAGAUCCGGCCUUACGUGGGCUGCCUGGUGCAGUACCUGCCCCUGCUGUGGAAGCAGUCGGAGGAGCACAACAUGCUCCGCUGUGCCAUCCUCACCACCCUCAUCCAUGUCGUCCAGGGCUUAGGAGCGGAGAGCAAGAACCUCUACCCCUUCCUGCUGCCGAUCAUUCAGCUCAGCACGGACGUGUCACAGCCACCGCACGUGUACCUGCUCGAGGAUGGCCUGGAACUCUGGUUGGUGACCUUAGAGAACAGUCCAGGAAUCACACCCGAGCUGCUUAGAAUAUUCCAAAACAUGUCAGCUUUGCUCGAGUUGAGUUCAGAGAACGUGCGAACGUGCUUCCAGAUCAUCAAAGCCUACAUCUACCUUUCAGCCACAGAGUUUUUCCAGAACUAUGCUGAAGGGCUCUGUAAGUCAUUCUGUGAGAUGAUGAAGGACAUCACGAUGGAGGGCCAAGUUCAAGUAUUGAAGGUGGUGGAGAUAGCCCUGAAAGUAAGUCCAGUCCUGGGCUCCCACAUGUUUCAGCCCCUCCUGCCGGCCGUGUUCAGGGGCAUUGUAGAUGGCGAGAGGUAUCCUGUUGUGAUGUCGACGUACCUGGGCGUCAUCGGCCGCAUCCUGCUCCAAAACUCUAGCUUUUUCUCUUCUCUUCUCUCCCAAAUGGCCCAGGAGAUCCACCAAGAGAUGGACCAGCUGCUGGGCAAUGUCAUUGAGAUGUGGGUGGACCGGAUGGAUAACAUCACGCAGCCCGAGAGGAGAAAGCUCUCCGCGCUGGCCCUGCUGUCCCUGUUGCCAUCAGAUAACAGUGUAAUCCAAGACAAGUUCUGUGGCAUCAUUAAUAUCUGCGUGGAGGCCCUGCACGACGUGAUGACCGAGGAUUCCGAGACGGGGAGCUUCCGAGACUGCAUGCUAAUGACCCACUUCGAGGAGCCCAAGGUAACCGAUGAUGAGGAGCCGGCCACAGAGCAAGACAAGAGGAAGAAGUUGCUGGCCCUGGAGGAUCCCGUCCACAGCGUGUCCCUGCAGCAGUUUGUCUACGAGAAGUUGAAAGCCCAGCAGACGCUAAUGGGAGACCAGGGAUUCCAGGCCCUCAUGGAGACAGUGGACACAGAGAUCGUGCGACAGUUGCAGGAGUUCCUGCAAGGACUGUGAAGGUCUGGGAGCCCCUGGCCUCAGGAGACUUCAGAAGGAAAACAACUGAAAAGAAAGAAAAAACAUUCACGUCACAUCGCCAAUAAUGCACCAUGUUUUCAACAAACACUACCCAACGAACAGAGCUUCCACUUUUUUCACACAUUACUUUUUUUUUUCUUCCACUAUUUUGUACUCUUGGGUUGAUCGGUUGGCAACGAAGAAGUGGAA
Messenger RNA from Alosa alosa (allis shad), 3235 nucleotides. It is a transcript of the gene ipo11, whose product is annotated as importin 11. Lineage: Eukaryota; Metazoa; Chordata; Actinopteri; Clupeiformes; Clupeidae. The transcript is spliced from 30 exons. The coding region runs from base 98 to 3025 and encodes 975 amino acids. Gene Ontology annotation, molecular function: small GTPase binding. Gene Ontology annotation, biological process: protein import into nucleus. Gene Ontology annotation, cellular component: cytosol; nuclear envelope. The record is from RefSeq and is a predicted model, not a curated record.